Messenger RNA from Candidozyma haemuli, 1143 nucleotides. RefSeq lists its product as uncharacterized. The coding region runs from base 1 to 1143 and encodes 380 amino acids. The record is from RefSeq and is a predicted model, not a curated record. Gene Ontology annotation, cellular component: nuclear membrane; nuclear envelope. NCBI's taxonomy places the organism in Eukaryota, Fungi, Ascomycota, Pichiomycetes, Serinales, Metschnikowiaceae. The transcript has a single exon. Gene Ontology annotation, biological process: lipid homeostasis; nuclear envelope organization.
AUGGAUCUUGACAAAGUUUUGGUACUGCUUUCUCUACGAGAGAAUCUAGUUCAUGCUCAUAGUGAUGACGACGACGCCAUGGAUAUAGACAGUGACGUUGAAUGGACCAGAAGCGUACCGCAGACAGAUAGACACGCCAGCGAGAAGGUUGAUCUGGCAGAAGAUCAGAUCAGUAUUGACAUGGAAAAAGAGGAGGACGUUCAACCUGAGGAGUACAGUUCAGACACUGAGGAUAACUCGGAACGACUGCUUGUGGUGAGUCUUUUCAGUCCCACAAGACUAGGUGCACGGUUCGCUAUCAACAACCGUAACGAACGCAUAGAACACGAAGAACUAGAACACAUAUCCAAGCUGCUGUCGCCAGCACCGUUUAUCCAAGAAAAUCACAAAAGCACGUUUAGCACAGCUCGAGGCUCUGAUUUGUACUAUAACCCACGGUACACUGUUCAGGAACCCGAGGACAACCAACCCAACCAGCGGCCUUUCGUCCCAUUCCCCGUGCAAGUGCACCACCAUCACUACUACAACGGUAUGGGAGACGCCUUGGCAGGGACCGAACCUCGGGUACGGUACCGCAGCCAUGGUCACGAAGUGGUUGGAGCCCAAGAACCGUUGCAAGUCCAAGAACUUCCACAACCUAAAGAGUCCAUUGUGCGUAGCCAGCUCCCUUUGCCAUGGGACGCCACUUCGUCACCCGCCGAGGAAAGAGCCUACAUGUUAUCGCUGUACCUCCAACUUGCCAUCAACCUGGUGGUUCUGGCAUACGCAUUACAUCUCGUGUGGUCUGUUGUUGCAGCCAUACGCAAAGACGUCGCACAUAAGCUUUCGCGGCAUGCCAAUAACCUCUUGGUAGAAAUCGCCCUGUGUGAGCGCAGCUACCGAGAAAACCAUUGCUCUCCGGAUGAAAUAGUUCCAGCGUUAGAGAAGAUGUGUGCUUAUUGGGAGCAGUGUAUGCUUCAGGACCCUGAUCGCGGUGGAAACGUGAGUCUGCUCGGAGCGCAGACUAUCGGCAUGGUGAUCACCUCACUAGUGGAACCGUUGAGUCUCAAAACCCUCGCAGUGUUUGCCUGCGCCAUCUUGUUGGUUUAUGUGUACAAUUUCGGUUUCGGUUACGUUCGAGCCCGAACUUACUAUGGGUCGUAA